AGCAAUCCUCGCUCCGGCCGUCUAGCUUUUUUAGCCGCCGAGCAGUCGAUCAAGCAAAGCUGAUCGUCCGGUAGGUCGAUCGUGUACCCUCACGGUGCGAUCUCUGCGAUUUUUCUCGGAGAAAUAUGGGGUGGUCGACCUCGACACCGCAACGCGUGGGCGUUGCCGCCCUAGACGCGGUGAUGGGCACACCGGCGACGCGUAAGAAUCAGAGAACAGCAGCCACUAACGGCGACUCAAGCUCCCGCGCAAGCAGCGGCCGGUUCCAGCGGCUUGAGGUGCUCGGCGCAGGAACAUUCGGCGUCGUCUACCGGGCGAGGGACCGCCGCACGGGUGAGAUCGUGGCGGUGAAGUGCCUCCGUGCGAGCGACGGCGCCGGCGACGCCGAACGCUACCUCUUCGACUUCGCCAGCGAGGUCAGUGCUCUCGAGGCGUACAGCGGCCACCCGUCCAUCGUUCAGCCGCGUGGCUCCGGCCAACUUGACAGCGGGGCUUUCCUCGCCAUGGAGUUUGUGGGGCCGACUCUCAGGCACGUCAUGAAGCAUGUCCGCUUUGGGAGGAGGCACACCGAGCUGGAGGUUCGUCUUCUCAUGAGGCAGCUUCUCGCCGGCGAGAGGAGGAUGAAUCGUCUCGGCCUCAUGCACCGGGACCUGAAGCCGGAGAACGUGCUUGUGGACAGCCACGGGAACCUCAAGAUCUGCGACCUGGGGCUAUCGUGCAGCAUGGCCGACGGGCCGCCCUACUCUAAUCCUAUUGGGACACGGGGAUAUCGCGCGCCAGAAAUCCUCCUCGGGUCCACGGAUUACGACGAGCGUGUCGACUCAUGGGCUCUCGGUGUCAUGAUGGCCGAGCUCCUCGCCGGCCAGCACCCUUUCCAUGGGAGGUCGGACAUGGAUCACCUCAGCGAAAUCUUGGCCCUUCUUGGCAUGGCAGACAUCAAGGAGUGGUCGGGCUACGAUGGGCGGCGGCUACCUAGCGGAUGCCAACCAGGAAGCUUCUUGCGCAACAAGUUCCCAUGUCCCGCUGAGGCCAGGAUAAAAGGACCGCCAACACUGUCGGAGGCUGGUUUCGAGGUCUUGAGCGGUCUUCUACAAUGCAACCCGGAGAAGAGGCUCACGGCGGAGCAAGCGCUCAAGCAUCGGUGGUUCAAGGACGCCAACCCUAGAGCUACCAGGAGUUGAUCGAUUAGCAUACUUUUAGCACAUCUAAUUUGUGAAAUUAGAAAUGCAAGCAUCGUACAUGAAUUAACGAAUGAGUAUGGAUGAGGUGUGAGAUAAGUAAGCAGGAGUUGUUCGUGUGGAUCACCACCACACACAUAUUGUAACGCCUGAUUGCAAUUUGGUUUCUUGCUCUUAA
This is a messenger RNA of Triticum aestivum (bread wheat), 1356 nucleotides long. Its product is annotated as putative cyclin-dependent kinase F-2. The record is from RefSeq and is a predicted model, not a curated record. Bases 126 to 1181 code for a protein of 351 amino acids. Gene Ontology annotation, cellular component: nucleus. The transcript has a single exon. Gene Ontology annotation, biological process: protein phosphorylation; regulation of mitotic cell cycle. Gene Ontology annotation, molecular function: ATP binding; protein serine/threonine kinase activity. NCBI's taxonomy places the organism in Eukaryota, Viridiplantae, Streptophyta, Magnoliopsida, Poales, Poaceae.